GGCUGUGCUGGAGGGGGCGGUGGGGGCGGGGGUGGUGAUGUGCAGGUCGUGAAGCCGGGCGAACCAUGGACUGGGCCGUCGAGUAGCGGCACAGCGGCCUAGCUCUGGGGCGCAGCCACCCAGCAUGAUGUCCACCAGAGAAUGAAGAAGCAAAACGUCCGGACCUUGUCCUUAAUAGUCUGUACGUUCACAUAUCUUCUUGUGGGAGCAGCAGUCUUCGACGCUCUCGAGUCUGAAACUGAGAAACGACGCUGGGAUGUUCUAGACGAGCUCGAAAAAAUGGUAAUCAAGAAAUACAACAUAUCGGAAGACGACUUCCGCGUGAUGGAGGCCGUGGUGCUCAAGACGGAGCCUCAUAAGGCGGGCAAACAGUGGAAAUUCGCCGGGGCGUUCUACUACGCGACCACUGUGCUCACCACCAUCGGUUAUGGACACUCGACUCCCAACACGGUGGGCGGGAAGUUGUUCACCAUGUGCUACGCCAUUGUGGGUAUCCCCUUGGGACUGGUGAUGUUCCAGAGCAUCGGAGAGCGCCUCAAUAAGUUCUCAUCGGUGGUGAUACGGAACGUGAAGCGCCUUCUACGAUGCAAGGACAUCCAGGCGUCUGAGAUUAACCUGAUCUGCGUGGUGACCACUCUCAGCAGCCUCACCAUCGCUGGGGGUGCAGCUGCCUUCAGCCGUUACGAGGGUUGGACCUACUUCGACUCCGUCUACUACUGUUUCAUCACGCUAACCACGAUCGGCUUUGGUGAUAUGGUAGCACUGCAGAAAGAUAGCGCGCUGGAGACUAAGCCGGAAUACGUGGCAUUUGCGCUCAUCUUCAUCCUGUUUGGUUUGGCAAUAGUGGCCGCUUCACUGAACCUGCUCGUUCUCAGGUUCGUCACCAUGAACACAGAGGAUGAACGACGGGAUGAGGCGGAGGCCCUUCAGGCAGCACAAGGUGCAGUGAGACUGGAGGGUGAUGUUAUCACAGCAAAUGGGUCUAUCAUCAGUGGUCAGCUUGGAGGUGGGGACUCUAAUUCAUUGGAGGAUGGUGCUUCCGUUUGUAGUUGUAGCUGUAGUUGCUACCCAGGACCAGCUGAACAAGCCAAGCACCGAUACACAGUGCGCCGCUCUCCUGGAAAGAUUUCACACCUACUCCCAUUGCAGCCUCUUGGACUCCAGCAGGAAACAAAAGAAAACAUGUGCAGAGACGUGCACAGUCAUCGUGCCUCCAUCUGACAGCUCCUUAAUGCCAGUGUUGCCAAUGGACAACUUUCUAUGGUACUGCUGGUGACUUCUGAAGGGAUGCCAUCUUGUGAAGUGGUGUUCUGAUGCUCAUUGACAUAAUUUUCAAGUUUACAUUUUCAAACAUUAUAAAAUUCGAUAUUUUACAUUUAUUCACUCAUAGUGCAGCUUACAAAUGAAGACUUAUGCUGAACAACUUUCAUAAAAUACUUCCCUAGUUCAAAGACUUUUCAUUGUACUAAUUAAGCACAUGUGAGCCCCAUGUGUCCAGGAAAACAUUCUUGAACCCUUCAAUUUGCAUAACAGUCACAAUGUUUAUAUCUGAGUGGUACAUAGUGCACAGUUUGGUUCCCUGAAAAUGCCCACAUUCUGUCAGUGUUCCAUGUGAAUUGCUGUGCGCAGAGGAAGGUCACGCAGGCUCCUGUAUGUCCCUUCUGUUUCUGAGGCCAUACCUUGGCUUCAGAACUGAAUGGAAGUGACUGCUGUGGAUUUAAAAGAAUUAUUAGAUGUCGGUAUUUAUAAUGUCAGGUUUUGCCACUGUAUAGUCUGUAUCUGAAAGAAGACAUUUUCAGUGCCUAAGGCAGAAGUCACAGAUUUCUUCCCAUCAGGUCUUCACUGUGAUUUUGAUAUCAUGAGCAAUAUAGUUCUAGAGGUCCAGCCAAAUGUAAGGUUGCAGGCAGUCACAGUUGAGCUCAUUCUGGUAAUGUGCUUGCUUAUCAGGCUUGUCACAUGGCUUAGGAGUGCUGAGCUGGGUACUGAGGAUUGGCAGGUAAAGACAAAGGUAUCCCCCCCCUUUUGUUUUCUUUACUGAACUUUUAUUUAAGUCAUUCUGAUUUAGAGAUUUAUAACCGCACAUCGUCAGUGCAAAUAUCACUGCACACACAGUACACAGAUAGUGCAAUAAUAGUCUACCUUAAUACAUGAGUGGGAAGUUGAUUCAGCUCCCUGAAUAUACAUAACUGUCCACAUAUUAAACGAAAACUUAAAAAUGAAACUUAAACUAAGAAUAUAAAUUUUUGUACUGAUAUUUCUUUGAUGCCAGAUAUAGUGGUUAUACAGCCAAGACUCGGUUCUUCCAGAAUUAGCUAGUUUUUGCCCAUGCCAUAUGUAGUGGUUAUACUUCCAGACCUUGUUUGUGAAAACAGAAGAUGAAGUUGUAAUUGGAGGAGGUGUUUUAUUGUCGGAUGUCUAGCCUCUCAUACCACAUAAACUUAUGAAAUGUCACUUCCUUUCUCUGUGCCCAACCAAAUGUCAGUUCAGAGAUGAAGCCCCAAACUUCAAGACUAAGGAUGUGAUAAUGUGCUGCCUGGUUAAGUGUCAUCAUACAUCUCAGGGGGUGAUGGUUCAUGGAAGGAAAACUAAGAACUUGGAUGAGAACCUGCUUCAGUGCCACUUUGUUCACCAUGAAUCUUGUAUAAGAUCAUCCAGGAAUGAACUGGGGGCCCUGCAAUGAGAAGCCAGUGCCUAAUUGCCUGAACUGUGGCACGGUUACAUAAAUCACGAAGGAGAAGGAAACCAUUGUAUGUCAAUAUUUGAGUCCAUUUUCCUCAGCUUUCGCAUGGAAAUGCCAUCCACUUCUUUGGACUUAAAGCAUUUCAUUUAAGGAAGUGUGCUAAUAUUCACUGGUGUUCUCUUUGUUAGAAUGAAUUAUACCACAGUGCCAAAUAUUUUGUGACUUACCUGGUGUUGGUAUGAAUAACCAGCACAUUGUGCAGACUAGCAGUCCUCGAGUAUGUUGCAGUUGUAUGGUAGGUAGACAGUAAGUGAGAUAUAAGUGAAUAAGCACCAAGAUGAGAUAACUGUUCUGUUGUUUUAAAAUCAUAUUUAGGAACAAGUCAUUUAUGGUUGUGCACAGCAAACUCUGUUGAGCUGUACAAUUGGACUGCUGAGCGUUCAACUGAAGCACAGUGCAAGUCAAAAACAAAGCAUGGUUCCAGAUGACAGAAACAGUGUAUCUGUAAAUUGUCACUCAACUUCGUAUAUACCAUAUGAGUUCCACGAUGAUAACUGUUACUAACCAACACAAAAUCAUUUACAUUUUCUUUUUAUUAAGCAUACAUGAAGUGUGUAAAAUUUCAGGCAGUCUGUGUUCAUUAACAAAGGAAGGUCAGACUGCUUUAAAUUUAACUGUAGGACAUGAAGAGUACUGUUCUACUGUCUGGGAUGUGAUGCCUUGUAGGAUGGUAGAAGUUCAUUGACAUUUUACAGGAAUACACUGCCUCCAUCUUGAGGUUUAAAUUGAUGAGCAAGAAGCAGGUGGAAAUCAGAGAUGUGCUUGCGAAACUUUUGCAACAGUAGACAGUUGUUGUUAUUAGCAGUCAGCUCUGCAGAAAGAUCAGGCAUCAAGUGCACUUGAAUAUGGUCUCCUAUGUAUCCAACUGUGAUCAGUCCAGAUUCUAAAGGGUUCUGACAGUGGUGUAUAACACUAAGAUUUACUGAGUUUUUGGACUUUGUCCAUCGUCUUUAUUAUAAAAUACUAGAGAACACAACAUUUUGGAAAGUGGAGCUAUUUCCAUCCUCAAGUGAAGGGGGGAAACACCUCUGUUGGGUCCUUUAGGAAGAAGUAACCUUAGUCUUUCUCUAAGGGACCCACCAGAGUAGGUGUCACCCCCUCAUCUGAGGAUGGAAACAAAUCCACUUCCCAAAACGUUGUGUUCUCUAGUUUCUUAGAAUACUGGACAUUGGACAAAGUCCAAAAAAUGCAGUAAUGCUCUGUGAUCAAUUUGUGUUACCACCGGGUGACAUCCAAGUGAAUUUUUGAAUGUUGUGAUGUAUGAAUAUUGCACUCUUGACUCACUUUUUUGGAUGUGGUAUAGUUUAUUAAUCAAUCUUCAUCAUUAGUAGUUUCAUAUGAAGUCUCAUUCUCAACUAUUGGUUUGAAAAUAUCUCCUCUCCCUACAUUUCCAUUUUAACAAAUUUUAGUGUGGCCCUUAGGAAACUGAUCAAUUGCAAGCUCUAUUUAUCCACUGCUCUUCCUUUUAUCAUUCCUUUUACCUUCAGUUGAGGCACACAAAUUCAGAGUAGUAUCAUCAGACCAAACACUUCUUUGUACUACUUCACAUGACAUCUGUUCACAUACAAAUGCCACCUUAAAUGCCGAUAGGACUUUCUUAUGUCUGGAAAAGACUGUUAUAAAUUUUUACUUCUCUUUUCCAUUUUCUAUAGUUCAGUGUCAUGACUUGUUUCAUAUAACUAAUUGUAAAAAUGCCUUAUAUGGCAAAACCAUUACUGCAAUACCAUCCAUCAGGCAAAACUUUGUAUAUUAACUACACACAAAAAGAAACAAGUUCAUGGCAAAACUGAGGAUCUGUUUUAUCUAAAGAAGAAAAUUAUGACCGAGUCACCUGAUGUGCCAUGAACUAGAAGAAUUUCAGUAAUCUACCCCGGCAAGAUUCAAAGUCUGCUCUGUUGCAGUGGUUACAAGUGAGCCAAUCUAAACACAACAUUUAUAUCUUCCUCUGUAUUUUGGUACUGGCACUUCUCCAUGCCAAAUAUAAUGACAAUAACUUACCGACUUGGUCUUCAAGUUCUUGCUUAUGAAAGCUGAAUGCACCAUAUGAGGAUGAGGUUGGCAUUUACAAGUUACAGGUUCAGGUUUAUGCCCUAUUGAAGUUUUGAGAAUGUGGCAGAAAGACAACCACAGGAUGCCUAUGUAGGUGUCCAAAGAAAUGCCUAAUAUGAACCCAGCCAUUCACUUAAAGGAAAGCACAUUUGGGCUACACAAGUUGUCUUGGAUCCCUUCAAACCAUUUGCUACUAGGGAUUGGACUGAUCCGGUCUCAACCUGGAUGUGCAGAGUAGGAACACCCCGCUGGCUUACAGCUUCUGGGGGGGGGAAUUCCUUCCAUUAUAUUUCUUCUUUCAAUAAAAAUUCAAUCUUCCAUUACUGAAGUAGACCUUCUGCAAGGUAUCUGGAUCCUUUGCCCUUGUGGUUGUUAACAUAGGGUUUAGCUUGCAGUACAAACUGGAGAUGAAGUGAAGGCUUAGCCAUCUUCAGAUCUUCAGAUCUUCAGAUCCAGUCACUGUAUUUUUACCAGCUUGCCUUUUAUCAGUGAUAUUUACCACGAAGUUGAAGGAACUCCUGUUCUGCUGUGAAUAUGUUUACUGCCAUGACUUAUCCUUUUCUAACCCCAACUCUACAGCAGGAAAAUGUUGACAAAGCAUCAAAUGUGGCUCAAACUUCGGCAAUUGAACAGUUAAAUUCACUACAGCAUUGCCUGUAAUGUACACAGAAUUUGUUUCACUGCAGUAAAAAUAUAAGUGAUUCCUCAGUUUUAUAUUUUCAAAUAGUGCUAACUUCUGAGUCUUCCAAUCCUACCAAGAUUUAAUGAUCUCCUUCAUCAGCUCUCAGCACAGUCCAUUUUGAAGCGGCAUUGGCUGACAGUUGGUCAGAUUUAUUGCCUAUUGUAUGAUCUGUUCUACCAUGUGAUUCCUAGCUGUAUUCUAACUGCCUGAGUUUGCAACUGCUCAUAUCACUGAUGUUCACGUGAAGGUCUAGUAACAUUGUCCAUUCACAGGGUUGCUGCACCACAUGUAUGCAGGGCAAGGGUUUUUAAAAUCCUGGUGAGGCUGUAUGUGGGAUCAGUGCCUGUAAUCAUGUAUUAUUGAAGCAACUUAUGGAAUUUGUAGAGAUUAUUUGUACACGUUUAAUUUCAUGAGUCACUCAUUCUUAUUUGGUAUUUUAAGUGAUAUGCGAUUCACAUGUGAAGUUGCCAGUAUCACGUUAUGGAAUGGACAGGACUUAGUGUAUGCAGAUUUCAUACUUUUAAAAACUUACAUUGAUUGAGCAGCAGUUUCAUGGUGUACAUUCCUUUGGGGCUGCUACACCCUGUGCUUCCCUGUGGGGCUGCUGCAUUCUGCACUUCCCUGUGGAGCUUCUGCAUUCUUCACUUCCCUGUGAUGCUGCUGCACCCCAUGCUUCCCUCUGGGGCUGCUGCAUUCUGCACAUCAUUGUGGGCCUGUACUGUAAAGGGGGACCCAGGAAAUGUGAUUGUUAAUGAUGUUUAUUUUUAUAUUUAUUCUACAUAUGAAAUAUGACAAAAGAAAACAAAAGAGAACCACAUAAAAAUGUACAAAUGAUAACCCAAGUUUUUAUGGGAAUUAAGAGCAAAUCCUAGGUGCUUUUACAUGUCUGUUACCAGUGAAUGGCAUGACCAUUUUAAAAUGACAAUGUCUAUCAUGCAUUAUAGCUAUUACCAUGGGAUUACAGAUGGAACUGACACUGGAAUAUCUUGAAUUAAAAAGACUCAUUAAAAUGUUUACUACCAUAUGAGACUGCUCUCUCAUACACAAGGAUUGUGCACCCUCUUUUAAUGGCUACCUCAGCUAUACAAGUCAACAUAUCAAACAGUUCAAAUCAAAACCUAAAAACUAUACUUAAAUCUAACCUAAUCCAAAUACUGAUAUUUCUUUUACAGAAUAUUUAAUGGCUGUACCUUCAAUGUUUGGUCACUUGUGCUGAAGACAGUGUGCAUCAUGUUCAGGUUAUGCUGGCAUGAAGGUAGGAACAGGCCCAUUGUCUGAGUAUAUCUGAUGUACCAGAGCUGUUUUCAAGGGACUCAUCAUCAUUACAUUGACAGAUUAAGACAGUGUCAAUGGUUGAGGCUGAACCCAGGACAUUUUAAAUAUGAGACUAUUACCACCCGUGUAUUGGUAAAUGUAGAAUUCUGGUAUUCAAAAAGCCUGGGUUUUACCUCAGGCACUGUUAUUAAUCAAUCAAUUCCAUCCAAUUCAGUCUAUUUCAAAUUCAAAAAUAGAUCCAGAUACAGGCUGGGAAACAACCAUUGGAUAUAGAAUGAGUCACAGAUCA
This is a messenger RNA of Cryptotermes secundus, 7035 nucleotides long. RefSeq names its product two pore potassium channel protein sup-9 (gene Task6). The coding region runs from base 142 to 1221 and encodes 359 amino acids. The transcript has 4 exons. Gene Ontology annotation, cellular component: membrane. Gene Ontology annotation, biological process: potassium ion transmembrane transport; stabilization of membrane potential. The record is from RefSeq and is a predicted model, not a curated record. Gene Ontology annotation, molecular function: potassium ion leak channel activity. NCBI's taxonomy places the organism in Eukaryota, Metazoa, Arthropoda, Insecta, Blattodea, Kalotermitidae.